Aegilops tauschii subsp. strangulata is the source of this 1777-nucleotide messenger RNA. RefSeq lists its product as uncharacterized. Gene Ontology annotation, molecular function: DNA-binding transcription factor activity; DNA binding. The record is from RefSeq and is a predicted model, not a curated record. Lineage: Eukaryota; Viridiplantae; Streptophyta; Magnoliopsida; Poales; Poaceae.
CUCUUCCUGUUCACUCUCUGCUCUCCUGCGCAGCACCAUUGAACACUACUCCGUACUCCUCUCCUUGGUUGGGUAACUACCUUUGAGUGUGAGAGGAGCUGAGGUGUUUAGUUGGAGCGGUAGUAUAUAAGCUGGCCCGGAUGGCUCAGCUCCUGCGGGCAGGCAAAGCACACGAUCUUUGCUGUGUCGGCAGGUGUUCCCGCUGAGAUAAUCUAAGCUCCAAGCUGAGCCAGAUCGAUGACCAUGGCGGCUAGAAGAACCAGCAGGGAGGGGAACUGCGGCGGCGGCGGCGGGGUGAGGCAGUACAACCGGUCCAAGGUGCCGCGCCUCCGGUGGACGAGCGCCCUGCACCGCUGCUUCGUCCACGCCAUUCACAGCCUCGGAGGCCACGACAGGGCGACGCCGAAGCGGGUGCUGCAGGUGAUGGGGGUUGGAGGGCUCACCAUUUCUCAUGUCAAAAGCCAUCUGCAGAUGUACAGGAACAUGAGGAAUGAUCUUGGAAUGCAAGGGAUGCAGCAAGCAGGGCAACAGUCGGGCCAGGAGGAGCACACACGCGCAACAGGAGGAGGCACCGAAGUCUGCACCGACGAUGAUGAGGAGUGCCGUGUCCCCGGCUACGGCUCGCCAAAGCCUAGAAAGGAGUCGACGACGCUGCCGCUCCACCCGCAACUGAAAAGGAGGGCAGGGGCAUCUGAGACGGUGACAAGGGAGGAGGUGAGCGCGAGCCCCACGAGCCUGCUGAGAGUGAAAAGAGGACGAGGAAUAUGCGAGGGUAGGGACGGAGGAGGAUCCUAUGACGUUCGGCACGUUGCAGUUCUACCAUUGACAUGUGGGCCCGUUGGGAACUUGGCCCACAUGUCAGCGGCCCAAUGGCACACAGCGCACGGCAGAGGAGCCGCUUCCGGGAGGGACAUGGAGUCGUCCAGCCACGCACCGGCGGCAGCAGGUGGCCAAUACCACGUGCAUAUGGAUAUGAUGCAGGCGCAUGCCGUGCUUCAAGCGCCGCCCAUGGCCGCGGCUCGCUUGGUGGAGCCCCGCCCUUCGAUGCCGCUGGGAAUGAAGCAGAAGCAGAAGCAUCGGCGAGAGCCCUGGAUGCCUACAGCAAGGUUGCACCGCGGCGGCGAUGGCGAACUCGGCGCCGCCGCCUCCACGCUCAAAUUCUUGGGGUUCCUGGUGGCUCCGGGGCGUCAUCCUCCCCGUCCCCGUGCUGCCUGCUGCGAUGGCUACCCUAUUGAGGUCGGCACGCCUCCUAACCGCGCCGCCGCAUACACGGCCAGCCGCACCGACGGUGUCCGUCCGUGCAGACUCCAGCCGCCAGGCAACGUCGUCGACGCCGGAUUCACGAAUCUGACUCUGGCCGGUGAACGCGACGGUGGCUACUCGCUGUCGCUAGCGCUGGCCCUGUGCCCGGCCGGGGGCGGUGGCGCCAAGAGCAGCCUGCUCUCGUCGUCGACAGCGUCGUCGUCGUCGUCGUCAUCGGGGAGUCGGAUCAGCCUCGACCUGUCGCUGUCCACGCUCGACUCGUAGAUACCGGCCCACUGGUUGACAUGGGCCCUUAUGGGCUGUCCUGAUAGAUUUGCCAAUUUUCGGUUCAGCUUUGGGCCUAGUACUGGUCCAUGUGAAAUAGUAGCGGCCUCUGAUUUUAGCUUUGUCAAGGACUUGUGAAGCCCAAUGCAUCCAUACUCCAUGUCCAACACUUGGAAUCGCUAUGUAGGCUAGAGCGACUGGUUAAAGAGCGCUCCUUUGGACCCCGUAAAAAAAAAGCGCUCCUUCGGAA